GAUUUCCCAAAAAAAAAUCUCCCCAAAGAUUUUGAGAGCUGUCAAUGCUUUAAAUGACCCAACGACAAAAGAAGUUAUACCCCAUUUUUUUCCCUGUCAAAUUUGAUCAAAAAAGAAAUUUGAUGAGCGCCACGGCCAACAACACAAACUUGCAUAACGACGAACUGAAGUUGUUUUGAUUGGUUCGGAGAAGAAAAGAAAUGACUUCAAUGGAGGAGGAUGAUGAGGCCGAAGUUUCCCCUCCAAAGGGUGCCCAAAGUUUGGUAGAUUUGGUCUUCUCUUGGUCUAUUCAUGAUGUUCUCAACAAAGACCUUUACAAGGACAAGGUGCAGCAGAUCCCUACAACAUUCCCAUCAACUUCUUGUUAUUUGAAAUCAUUUAUCUUCCCUCUCAUUGAGGAAACACAUGCAGACUUGUGUUCAGGCAUGGAAAAAUUGGCGGAUGCAUCGACCUAUGAAAUAUCAUCCGUGGAGAGGUCGAAAGAGUAUCGUCCUCCCAAGGACCUUUUAUAUGAUAUUGUAAUCGAAAGAACGACAAACACUAAGAAUGCGGGAGAUAAAUGUGAACUGGAGACAGGAGACCUCUUUGCCCUCACUGAUAUAAGGCCAAGAUGCAUCGAUGAUUUGAGCAGGCCAAAAAGUGGCUAUCUUAUUGCUUUAGUUCAACAGGUAAAAGAAGAAAAGGAUUUUUUAAAACUCCAAAUCUUGACAUCAAUGCCCAUGGUGCUUGAUCAAGACAUGCAAAUGGAUGAGAAGAUAGGAACCUUUUUUGGUGUUUUUCUUGUGAAUAUGACAACACACAUUCGGAUAUGGAGAGCACUGAACUUGGAACUGGGUUCAAGUAACUUGAGUAUCAUUGGGAAAGUGCUACAGCCUGAUUCUUUUGUUAGGGACGGUUGUAGUCUUUGCUCGUUUGAUAAAUACGCAAAAGCAAGGACAAAUUCCCACAAUGUCCUUUACUCUUCUGGUCUGAAUGACUCCCAAGAAGCAGCAGUCCUAAAGUGCAUUGCAACAAGGGUAUGCGUCCAUGACAGUACAGUUAGGCUGAUUUGGGGUCCACCUGGGACAGGGAAAACAAAGACAAUUGGAGCGUUGUUAUGUGUGCUUCGGCAGAUGAAAUGUAGGACACUUACUUGUGCCCCAACUAACCUUGCAGUUUUGGAAGUUACAAGGCGGCUGUUGAGAAUGGUGAUGGAGUCAGUUGAUUGUGGGAUUUAUGGGUUAGGAGAUGUAGUCUUAUUUGGAAAUAGGGAGCGAAUGCAGAUUGAUGCUCAUGACGACCUUUCUAAUGUUUUUCUUGAUAAUCGUGCAAAAAUUCUUGGUAAGUGCUUUGCUCCAAAAUCUGGGUGGAGACAUUAUUUACGGCUGAUAAUAUCUUUACUUGAAGAUCCAGGACACCAGUACCAUUUGUACUUAAAUGAUAAAAGGGAGAGAAACGAUGAGAGUGAUGAUGAUAUGGAAGAUGAGGAGAUGCUGGAAUUUGGUCGAGACAAAAAAGAACUAUAUGCUCAAAAUUUCAGAAUUGUGAAGAAUAAGAAAUCAUGGAUGAAGAUUAUUGCUCAAACCUUGAGAGACAAUAAGGAAAGGAAGAAAGGGAAUGAGGUGCUUGUGCAGAAGAACCGUUCACGUGAUGGGAAAGCAAACAAUGGAAAUUAUAGAAUCGGAAACAAGAGAAGAUUUAAUUUCGGGGAAUUCGUGAAGAAGGAAUUCAAAUAUAUACAAAAGGAAAUGAAGUAUUUCAUUGUUAAUUUGUGCAUACACUUGCCAACUUGUUUUAUUUCAUUGGAAGUGGUAGAAAACAUGUUUCAAGCUUUAGAUUUUCUUGAUCACCAUGGAACUUUAUUAUGCAGUGCUUCUAUGGUUUCUGAUGAGGAAAUCCUCAAUAUAACGGAAGAUGGGAGAGGAUAUGUUAGUGGCUCAUCUGAGCUAAGUGUGUCAAAAAGGAAUUGUCUUCAAAUGCUAAGAUCUCUUCCUGAGGCAUUCUUUCCCCCAGACGCCUUAAAAUCAUCAAUCAGAGCAUUUUGUUUGGAUAAUGCAUGCCUGCUUUUCUGCACUGCUUCAAGUUCUGUUAGAUUGCACAUUCAAGGAAGAACACCAGUGGAGCUGUUGGUUGUUGAUGAAGCGGCUCAGCUUAAAGAAUGUGAAUCAGCAAUUCCUCUACAACUUCCUGGUCUACGCCAUGCCAUGCUUAUAGGAGAUGAGCAACAACUACCCGCUUUGGUUAAAAGCAAGAUUUGUGAGGAGGCUGACUUUGGUAGAAGUUUAUUUGAGAGGCUGGUAUUAUUGGGCCAUAGGAAGCACCUUCUCAAUGUCCAAUAUAGAAUGCAUCCGUCAAUAAGCUUAUUUCCGAAUCAGGAAUUCUAUAAAAGACAGAUUUUAGAUGCUCAAAAUGUCAAAGAGAAAAGCUAUCACAGGAGUUUUCUACAGGGCAAUUUGUAUGGUUCUUAUUCUUUUAUUAACAUAGCAUUUGGAAGUGAAGACAUGAAUGAUGGGCAUAGCCUCAGAAAUAUGGUGGAGGUCGCGGCUGUCUGUGAUAUAAUUUCAAGACUAUUUAAAGAAUCUGUUGCCUUAAAAAAGAGGAUUGGCAUUGGUGUGAUAGCACCAUACAAGGCUCAGGUUUCUGCAAUUCAAGAAAAGCUUGGAUCGACAUAUGGUUCAGAUCCAAAAAGUGACUUCUCUGUGAGAGUUCGCACAGUUGAUGGUUUUCAGGGUGGCGAGGAGGACGUGAUAAUAAUAUCCACAGUCAGAAGUAAUGGAAUUGGGUCAGUGGGUUUUCUUUCGAAUAAUCGAAGAGUCAAUGUGGCUCUCACCAGAGCAAGGUAUUGCCUAUGGAUAUUGGGCAAUGGGACAACUUUAAAGAACAGUGGGUCUGUUUGGAAGAAAAUAGUUGCUGAUGCCAAGAAUCGGGGUUUUUUUCACCAUGCUGAUGAGGACAGGAACCUGUCUGUAGCUAUUAUAGCUGCUUUGGUUGACGUGGACCAACUAGAUAUUCGACUCCAUGUCGAGCCUCUACUAUUCAGUGGAGCCAGGUGGAAGGUUUGUAUUGAUGAUACAUUUUGGAAAUCAAUGGAAAAGGUUAAGGACAUUGAGAUCCGCAAGGAGGCUCUUUCUCUGUUGACAAAGAUUUCAUGCGGUUGGCGUCGGCCCCACAAGGAAGCAAACCUCAUUUCUCUGAGUGGGAUAUCUACUCGGUUCUUGGAGUAUUACAAGGUCAACGAGCGGCUAAAUCUUGUUUGGACAGUUGUUAUCCAUGAAGAGAAACACGAUUAUAAACAAGUUUUAGUGGUUUGGGAUAUAUCAGCAUUGUCUGAUAUUGCAGAGGUGGCAAAGAAGCUCGACAACUUUUUCCGGAGUUACCCAUUAGACGUCAUGAGCCUAUGCAGAUACAAACGUUUCGAGGGGAAUUUCAUUUUUCCGGUAGAGGUACAGAAAUCAGAUUAUAUGCAGCUCUUGUCAAUUCAAUUUGCUGGACUCAGUUUACAGGAUGACUUCUGAGGAUUAGCUACUAGUUCAAUAUAAGAAGAUUGUACAUAUUCGGAAGCAUCAUACGGUACAUUUCUUGGGCUUUAGAAUUUCCUCUUUUGUUCACCUACGCUUGCGGCAUAUUUACUGGGACAGUUCCUAGAUGGGCAUGUUGGGCCUAUCUAUCAAAACAACUGAUAUAGAGUGUGUCCUAUCUUGGUGAUUCCUCCUAAAACUGUACAGUAUUGAGUGAGGGGUAAAUAUUUUUGUGGUCUGUACCACUAUGACUUUUCUAUUCCAACUCUGAGAAACCAUUUCUUGAAAGCAUCUCUCUCUCACAAAUCUUUGUUGGGUCAUUUAUAAAGGGUGAUGCUUCAAAUUGCUCCUUUUGUUUCUUCUUUGUACAAGGUUACAAAAAAUACGCUUCCACAAAGGUAAGGCACUCAAGGAAAACCAAAUUACAAAAUUAAUUAGACGGGUAUUUUAUUAACUUUGUCUGACCAAGGGGAAAAAAAAUGAGUGUAUUUCCAGAAAAAAGUGGAGCGUGAAAAUCAUCAGUCUCGGCAAGUUCUUACAUCCAUAAGUUUGUUAUUUGCACUAGAGAUCUUACACCCUUCCUUUUGGACUUCUAAAUGCAGGUGUCAAGCUUUUGUUACUGAAACUCAUGAAUGGAUGUAUAGUUUCAGAUUUUUUGCCA
Molecule: messenger RNA, 4158 nt
Organism: Rhododendron vialii
Lineage: Eukaryota; Viridiplantae; Streptophyta; Magnoliopsida; Ericales; Ericaceae
Exons: 8
Coding region: 201-3494 (1097 amino acids)
Molecular function (GO): helicase activity
Source: RefSeq, a predicted model, not a curated record